This is a messenger RNA of Tigriopus californicus, 1810 nucleotides long. Its product is annotated as phosphatidylcholine:ceramide cholinephosphotransferase 2-like. Gene Ontology annotation, cellular component: endoplasmic reticulum membrane; Golgi membrane. Bases 386 to 1786 code for a protein of 466 amino acids. Gene Ontology annotation, biological process: ceramide biosynthetic process; sphingomyelin biosynthetic process. Gene Ontology annotation, molecular function: ceramide cholinephosphotransferase activity; sphingomyelin synthase activity. The transcript is spliced from 6 exons. The record is from RefSeq and is a predicted model, not a curated record. NCBI's taxonomy places the organism in Eukaryota, Metazoa, Arthropoda, Copepoda, Harpacticoida, Harpacticidae.
ACUGAGUAGGAGAGUGCACGAAUCCCUGAGUGCGUGCCAAUAGGAGCUGCUUGUGGUAGAUAGGUAAAUGGGUGGUUUAGAUGGUUGCUACCAUUGGUAGUUGGUCGUAGACAAGAUUGUGCAGUGCUUAAGAAGGUGGAUUCAAUUUGGAUUGGGACACAUUGGACACCAACCAUGAACAUUACGGACCAGGUUGAGAACAACACUUUCCUUGCCACAGUAAACAGUCAGUGAUGUCUGAAUGCGUUUUCAAAGUGCUGAAGCGAGUUGCCUUUUCAUGGCAAAUGCUCUAAAACCACAUUUAAGUCAAUUGAUUGGGGUGUUGCAUUACCAUGUGGAAAUGAAUCAGCCCCCUUGACGAACAUUUUAGUAAUGAGCAACCGCCAUGAACUUUUGUGACGUUGAUGAGAAAGAUAGUCACUUAUUGGACCUUAUAGAUGUGGAAAGUGCCUCCAACUCUACUGACCUCAUAAGACGAUACAAUAACAAUGCGUCAAACUGGCAAAACGAUGAUCAAGAGAUCGGAGUAAGAGAUCCUUUGAUACCCAACAGAGACCAUUUCGAGCUCAUGGAUUUAUCAAAUCCGUCCAUUCCAUUAAGAGCACAAGAUAUUUACGACAGUGCCCCAACGGUUCAUCAAAGAAGUCACAAUAACAACAACCCUGCAAGUGGAGACAGUUCCAGUGGCCAGUGUUACGAUUCAGCCUGUAUUUCUGCGCCACCUUUCCCGAAUAACUAUCCAAAUUCCAGGGAUAAUAUUCAAGAAAAUUUCAGACAAGAGACGAACCUCAAUGAAGAUUUUACGAAUAUUCAAAUUCCAGCCAGUUACACCGUGUCUUCCUCCUACCACACAACUUCCCCUCAAAGCAAAAAAUAUCCGAAUGAAAUCAAAAAGACUCUGGUCGCGCUUCUUUUUACCGCCUUCAAUUUUCUUCUCACUUGUGUUAGUUUGGCCUUUGUUCACGAGGACCGUCCUUUAACAAGCCCACUACCUGAUCAAGUCCUCGACAGAAUUCAUUACAAAGAAUGGGCUCUCUAUGGCUCUGAAUAUUUAAUAUCAAUCCAAAUGACCACUGUUGGAGUGGUGGUAUUCUUCCAUAAACAUCGGUUAAUUGUCUUGCGAAGGAUAUUGCUCAUCGUCGGAUGUCUUUAUUUCUAUCGAGCAAUCACCAUGUGGGUCACUGUCCUUCCUGCCCCAGAUCCCAAGUAUAAAUGUGCCCCCAAGUUCGACGACUUUCUUACGUUUCGUGAAGUAACCAAGCGUGUGUUUACUAUUAUGACCGGAUUUGGUUUGAGUAUCAAUGGAAAUCACAUAUAUUGUGGAGACUACAUUUAUUCCGGCCAUACUAUGACUAUUAUUAUGGGUCAUUUGGUUGUUCAAGAAUACACUCCAAAGUCCAUGGUUCUCUUACAUUGGGCUACGUGGAUCAAUGCCUUGACUGCUAUAGUUCUAUUGUUGCUUUCACGUGGUCACUAUACUGUGGAUGUGAUAUUAGCGUACUUCUUUGCCACAAGACUUUGGUCAAUAUAUCACACAAUCUGUGGCCAUGCUUCUCUCAAACAAAGCACACCUGGAAAUCAUUGGUCCAGGUUUUGGUGGUUUCGAGCAUUUCUGUGGUUUGAGCGUAAUGUCAGGCCAGGACCUUUACCUAACGAAUAUAGCGUGCCUGGAAUUUUUCAGCGCCUGUUGGCCAAGAUAAACAAUAAAUAUCCCAGGGGAGGUUCAAAAGUGAAAUAUCAUCGAGUUGGAGGCCGGAAAAAAUCAAAAACAACGUUAAGUCCAUAAUAAAUGAUAGUUUCUACCUUUGAA